CGUUAAAUUGGCGAGGUGUAAUUCGACGCUGAAUUACACUGUUUUGGAUUCCCUCAUUUCAUUUUCAAAUAUUCCAAGUGAGAACUGAUAGAAAGACUCAACCUUGUACUUCUGAAACUCCCGAUUUCCAGAAGUAACAAUGGAAAGCGAGAGUAACAACAACAACAACAGCCACCCAUUUGAGUGUGAUGAGAAUCAAAGUUGUGAGCUUCCAAAUGACAUUGAUUUUUGCAUUGGUGAGGUAGACAAGAUCUUAGAACAGUCUAAUGGAAGCUCACAUUUGAUGGGUAAUCCCAUACAGCCUUAUAUAGGAAUGGAGUUCAAGUCUAGAGAUAGUGCUCGGGAAUUUUACAUAACUUAUGGCAGGCACACUGGGUUUACAGUUAGGAUUCAUCACAACCGCCGUUCGAGGAUGAAUAACAUGGUGAUUGGCCAGGAUUUUGUUUGUUCGAAAGAGGGUUUUCGUGACAAGAAGUAUGUCUACAGGGACAAUAGGGUUCUUCCUCCACCGCCUGUGACAAGAGAAGGUUGUGCUGCAAUGCUGAGGGUUGCUUUAAGAGAUGGGGAUAAGUGGGUUGUUACCAAGUUUGUGAAGGAGCACAAUCACCCAUUGAUGUCGCCGAGUAAAGUUCCAUGGCGAGGAUCUGGGAAGACCUUGAUCAAUGAGGAUGAGAAGGACCGGAAAAUUAGGGAGCUGACUAUCGAACUGAGCAACGAGAGACAGCGAUGUAAACGUAGAUGUGCGGCUUAUCAAGAUCAACUGAACAGGCUUUUGAAAGAUAUUGAAGAUCACAGUGAUCACUUGUCAGAAAGAGUUCAAGAUAUAGUGAAGAACAUUAGAGAACUAGAGAGUGGGCAGAGUGAAGACUCAGAAUAGCAAUGCUACUCGUGCAUUG
This is a messenger RNA of Argentina anserina (silverweed cinquefoil), 896 nucleotides long. Its product is annotated as protein FAR1-RELATED SEQUENCE 5-like. The transcript is spliced from 3 exons. Lineage: Eukaryota; Viridiplantae; Streptophyta; Magnoliopsida; Rosales; Rosaceae. Bases 140 to 877 code for a protein of 245 amino acids. The record is from RefSeq and is a predicted model, not a curated record.